Messenger RNA from Camellia sinensis, 1337 nucleotides. Its product is annotated as syntaxin-112. The record is from RefSeq and is a predicted model, not a curated record. Gene Ontology annotation, biological process: exocytosis; intracellular protein transport; vesicle fusion. Gene Ontology annotation, molecular function: SNAP receptor activity; SNARE binding. Gene Ontology annotation, cellular component: plasma membrane; endomembrane system; SNARE complex. NCBI's taxonomy places the organism in Eukaryota, Viridiplantae, Streptophyta, Magnoliopsida, Ericales, Theaceae.
UCUCCCCUCAUUACUCGUUACUUUUCAACAUAUAUCCCACAGACCCCCUGCUCUAUCUCUGCCUCUCCAAUUCAAAGCCCUUCAAAGCUCUCUCUCUCUCUCCCCCCAUCAUCUUCAUUGCCCCUGGAAGACAAGAGACACUCCCAUUCUUCAAGACCUUUUCUUGAAGAUAUCUCAACUUUCCCAAGAAACCCAAUUCCAGAUUCACCAAACCCAGAUCGAUCUCUUCCUCCCAAUUGAAUCUGUGGUGCAAAGAUGAAUGAUCUUAUGACCAAGUCUUUUCUCAGUUACGUCGAAUUGAAGAAACAGGCAAUGAAAGACAUCGAAUCAGGGCCAGACAUCGAGAUGGGUCAACUAGACCCUGCAGAUGAGAAAAACCUCUCACAGUUCUUCGAAGAGGUCGCGACAAUCAAGGAUGAUAUGGAAGAGAUCACUAGUCUCCUUCUUGAUCUUCAAGACCUAAAUGAAGAGACUAAGUCCACUCACAGUGCCAAAGUUCUUCGUGGCCUCAGAGACAGAAUCAACUCAGACAUGGUCAUGCUUCUUCGAAAGGCGAAAAUCAUCAAGACUAAAUUGGAAUUGCUUGAUCAAUCGAAUGUAGUUAAUCGUAGCGUGUCAGCAGCGUAUAGAGAAGGAAGUCCUGUUGAUCGAACACGAAUGUCGGUUACUAAUGGUUUGAGAAUCAAAUUGAGGGAUAUGAUGAAUGAUUUUCAGUCAUUGAGGGAAAAGAUUGUUAAAGACCAUAAAGAAGGGCUUAAGAGGAGGUACUACAAUGCCACCGGGGAGGAACCGAGUGAGGAAGUGAUCGAAAAGAUGGUUUUGGGAGGCGGGCAAGUUGGGAUUUUCGAAGGGAAGGCUGAUUUGGUGAUGGAGAAUCAGGAAAGGCAUGAGGCUUUGAAGGACAUUCAGAGGAGCUUGACUGAGCUCCAUCAAGUGUUUCUUGAUAUGGCGGUGUUGGUUGAGACGCAAGGCGAAAAGAUCAAUGAUAUCGAAGAGAACGUUGCUAGCGCCGGAGUUUAUAUCAGUGAGGGCACAAAGGAACUCAUUGAAGCUAAAAAGAUGAAGAAGAGGAAGAAUUGGGCUUGUUGGAUUGGGAUUGUGAUUCUGGUGUUCUUAUUGAUAUGCCUUAUUUCAAUUCUGACAUGACAAACUCAUAUCACAACUUGGUUUUUGUUGGGUUUUUUGAAAUUGCUUUGUUUUGUUUUUCAAAUGGAGGGGCUGUUUAUUAUUUGAAACUUUUCUUGUAAAUGUCUUUUUUGGGGGAGCAAUGAUGAUGAUAUCUGUUCAUCAUCCAGUGCAUUUAUGUAAUUUGAGCUUGGAAAAUGAGGUUUGAAUCA